Molecule: messenger RNA, 2951 nt
Organism: Fundulus heteroclitus (mummichog)
Lineage: Eukaryota; Metazoa; Chordata; Actinopteri; Cyprinodontiformes; Fundulidae
Gene: fgl2a
Product: fibrinogen-like 2a
Exons: 5
Coding region: 284-1792 (502 amino acids)
Source: RefSeq, a predicted model, not a curated record
ACACAGCUAUCUGAAGCAGCAGCAGUUCCCCUGCACUCUCCUCCUCCUGCAGGCUGCGCUCAUACACGCACGAAAAGAUACAAACAGAGCUACGCGCUUAAACCAGUAAGAUACUAGACACACAUUGUGGUAGCGUCUUUUUUAUUUUUUUAUUUUACCUUAAAUCUUCAGGCAAAUCCCCACACACGCAAACAACUCAACUGACUGAGACCGCAAACUCACAUUCAAGCCACCUGCAUCCAUCUGCAGACUUUUUGUUGCUUGUACAAAAUCCUGCCAGAAGAUGAGGACGGUAUUGCUCUGCACGUGUGGCACGCUCCUGCUCGUGGUCACCUUGGUGCCACAAACCACCCGGGCAGCAGACAACUCUGUAAACUCUCACCAGCGUUGGGAUGCCAGAGGACCUCACAGUCUCGGAUCCGAAUCUGGCCACUCUACUUCUUGCCCCUUGAAACUUCGACCCGCCGGCCACUGUGGGAGCUCUGGAGACGGGCUGGAUGACGGCGAGGGAUGCCCCUACCAGCUAACCUUGCCGCCCCUCACCAUCCAGCUGCCCAAGCAGUUCAGGCUGCUGGAGAAGACCAUGAAGGAGCUGCAGAGCCUCAAAGAGGUGGUGAACAAGCUGAAAAGUGGGUGCCAGGAGUGCCGUGGGGAAAGGAGCAACGGAGUCUUUGGAUAUCAGCAAGCGGACCAAGGACAGACACAGAUCCCCAUUCAAAGGGAUGCCGGAGAAGAGGCGGUGGAUCUUCAGAGGGGGUCCAGUCGAGAGGAGAGGGGAGAUGGAAUGGUUCCUGGAGCUACUUUAGAUGGUACAAGACUUGGGCAAGGUUCCAAUUUUGGGAAAAUUACAUUUAACCCAAGUAACAUGCAAGAGAUGCAGGUGAAACUGAAUAGGAUGUCUGCCAGCCUGCGCAACGCCAGGAGCCAGAUCUCAGCUCUGCAGGGCAGACUGGAGGGGCUGAACCUGCUCAACAUGGACAACGUGCAGGCUAUGGUGGACAGACGGGUGGAGAACAUCACCGGAGAGGUCAACAAGCUGAGCUCCAGCUGUACUACCCAGUGCGCGGCACAGAACAGCCCUCAGUUCAUAAUAGCCCCUCGGGACUGCUCCGACUACAACGUGCUGGAGGUGAGGAAGAACGGCGUUUACCGAGUGACCCCUGACCCCCGCAACGGGACGUUCGAGGUUUUCUGUGAAAUGGAGUCCUUCGGGGGAGGAUGGACUGUCAUACAGCAGCGCCUCGAUGGGUCCGUCAACUUCAACCGCACAUGGGCCGAGUACAAGAAAGGAUUUGGGAACAUACGAAGUGAGUUCUGGCUCGGCAACGACCAUAUUCACCUGCUGACGAAGGCUAAAGACAUGAUUCUGCGCAUAGAGCUGGAGGACUUUGAGGGUGUCCGGGAAUAUGCAAAGUAUGACCAGUUCUACGUGGCCAAUGAGUAUUUGCGUUACAGACUCUCCAUCAGCGGAUACAGUGGAACAGCUGGGAACGCCAUCAGCUUCAACAAGCACUUCAACCACGACCAGAAGUUCUUCUCCACCCCGGACCGCGACAAUGACAUGUACCCCUCUGGAAACUGCGGCGCCUACUACAGCUCCGGCUGGUGGUUCGACGCCUGCAUGUCCGCCAACCUUAACGGGAAGUACUACCACAAAAGGUACAAGGGCGUGAGGAAUGGGAUCUUCUGGGGAACGUGGCACAACAUGACAACAGAGUUCUACCCGACCAACUACAGGCAGGCCUUUAAGACCGUCAAGAUGAUGAUACGGCCCAAAAACUACGCUCCUUAAGAGGACCGGCAGAUAUUCUUUACCCACGAGGGAGAAAACCCGAGAAAAUGGAAGAACAUAAAGCCCCAUUCAUUAUCCUGGCGCCGUUCAUACAUGCUUACAUGUACACAAACACACACGAAGACUGCAAAAGUUUACAGGAACUUUGACUGCAGUAACAAAAAAUCAUUGUGAAAUAUAUUAUGCCAUUUUCCCUGAUGCGAGUAUGGCCUUUGAAAUGUUGGAUUAAUAUGACAAUAAUAAAAGAAAAUCGUCUGUGAACAAUGACGGACUAUUAGGAAAAAAAAAAAAAAAGAAAAGGCAGCGUAAAGGCCAGCCUACUUCCGAGUGCCGUAAUAUUCCACGGGACGUUAGCGUGGAUGAUUUUUUUUUCACCGGGCCCCCGACAUUUCUCCCACUUUCGUCCUGCUGCAUCCCUGCAAUAAGCCCUGCCGAGACGCAGCACAGCACAGGAGUUAAAAACUAAUGAGCUAUCAUUUUCUUAUGCUGUAAAUGAUUUCAUAAUUAACAACGACCACUCGAGUGAGGGAGCCGAAGAUAGAGUUUUGUGUCUGAAAUUACUCAUGAAAGACUUCCUGCUGGGACUGUUUAAUUACACCGGGGCAGUGUGGUAAUGUAUCAUUAUCCAAAACAUUAUGAAAUCCCCCUGGGCAGGCCGAUGUGAAGCCUGAGAGGAAUCCCUACCAUUCUACUUAUAUGCAGUGCAGUUUAGAUUACUGAUUCUCUGAUAAAUUGUUCUUGACACUAAACAGUUUUAAUUAUUUUCCAUCAUUAUCUCUUGAUGCACUGCACAGCUCCUAAUGAUACACAGAUUCUCCUUAUCAACCAUGUGUACAAUGCUACCACCUAGUGCUAGAAAACUGUAUAGUACCAUAGUCAAUUUUAUACACACUGAAAGGCAAAGGUGGACUAAGGAAAUGUCUGUUAGAGGAUGUGUACAGUAUUUAUUUUACUUUGUGAUGUAUCAGAGCUUUUAUAUAACAUGCACUGUUUAUCAUCCAGUUUCAAAGUCUAUUCACUGUUGAGGCGUGCAUAAUUGUGGUCACUCUGAGCAGAACCAUGCGUGUUUGUACUUUUAUGCAUCUACCAUACUGAUCUUUUCUAUUCACUUUAAAUCGGUCAUGCCAGAAAAAUAAAUCUACAUUUUUUUAUAUAAUAA